Molecule: messenger RNA, 1826 nt
Organism: Apis florea (little honeybee)
Lineage: Eukaryota; Metazoa; Arthropoda; Insecta; Hymenoptera; Apidae
Source: RefSeq, a predicted model, not a curated record
CCUACCUCUCCAGUCGCAUAGAACGUACAGUAGUAUGCUGUUUCUUUCAAGGGAAAGAACAACUCUUAGUGUAGUGGAAAUUAAUUUGCAAAAAUUUUAAUUUAAAAUUAUUAAUGCGUUAAACAAUAUGGAAUAAAAUAGUAAUGUGUAAUUCGAUGAAUUAAAAUAUUUCAAAAUUUAUUUACUAUGUAUCGUUUAUCUUUAUUUUAUUAUUAAAAAUAUACUUCAAAUACAAUUAAGAAGAAAUAACAAUUGAUUGUGGAAUGUUAUAAUUACAUGGAUUAUCGGUAUGAAUAAUCAUUGAAUUGUGAAUCUAUAAGUGUACUCUUCAAAGACAAAUUAAUACGACGAUUAUUCUUCGAGUUUUAUUGUCUGCCCUUGUUUCCCGGUUUCUCUCUUAAAUAUAUAACGAUUCUUCACUAAACGAUUACAAAUAGAGAAAAAGUGGAACAUUCUACUUUCACGUUCAACGAAGCAAAUACUCUGAAGUUCAAGGAGAAAAAAAAUUAAUAGCAGGUUCGAUUCUCUCAUAAAGAUUAAGACUUGGGAAGCAAUAAUAGCUCAGAAAGUGUGUGCAAAAGCGCAAUAGUUUAGAAUUCGAGAGACAAAAAAUAGAAAUAGACAGGACAAAGAAAAAAAUGAUUCGGUUGUCGGUGACCUUUGUUUUGGUGAUUUUGUUUGCUACAGAUAGUGGUCUCCUCAAUAUUUUAAACAAUCGAACUAACAAUAGAUUUAUCAAAUAAUGUAAAAAUAAAAAUAUACAAACUUCCUUUAUUUUUAAAAUCAGAAAUAGUUUUACGUAAAGUAAGUGUGUACCAAUUGACGAAUAUUUACAUGUUGGUAAUUUUUCUUUGUACAUGUACUUUUAUAAUAGAAUUAAGAAUGAUUAUUUUAUGAUUCGUUAUUAGUUGGUAGAGUGUCUCCACUUCCAGAAGAUGAACAAGAGAAUAAAAUGAAUAUUACAAACUUAAACAAAAUGACUAAUAUUUUGAAUAAUAAUAAAGCGAUUAAAUCUUCAAUGAAGACUAUAGAAAAUAAAAAGGAAAUAAUAAACGAAAACAAUAAUUUUAUAUCAAAAAAUUCAAUCAAUACAGUAAACAUGAUCGAAGUAAAAAAAAUAAAAAAUAAAAUACAAAAUUGUACUUUUACGAAAGAACAACACGACAUGCUUAAUUGUAAUAUGACACACGAUGAUGAUGGCAACAUAGAACAAAUUCAAUUAUUAAAUUCUACAGAAUCUACGAUAACAACUGCGAGCACUAAUGUUGAAACAAAUCACUCUAUAAAUGAUUCAGAUACAAGUACAGUUUUAAAACAUACUACUAAUACUAAUGAAGCAUCGACUGAUUUUAUAUCGCCGUUACUAGUAAAUAAAGUUGUUGCAAAUAUAGACUCUGAAGAUAUUAUUGAGGCUGUAAAAUCUGUCAAUCAAUCAAACAACAAACAUAUGUCUUCGGGAAUUAUAGCAUUAGUUACCGCAAUCAGUUUUGCUGUAGCAAUUGCAUUGGUCUAUAUUGGUAUGAUCGUUUGGAGGCGGUAUAUUGAAUAUCGAUAUGGACAUCGGGAAUUACUUGUUAAUGAAUUAGAAUUUGAUACUAAUGAUUUGCGACAUUUUGAGCUGUGAUUUAAUAAAUGCAAUAGAGAGAGAAAAAAAUAAUAAUUCAUAGCUAAAUAAUUAAAUAAUUCAUAGCUAAGGCUGAUAAUAUAACUAUGAAGAUUUAUUGAUCUGUGAUACUAGACAUGCAUUGUGUCAAACAGUCAAGACACCAAAUAUAUUUGGAUAAUAUUAUAUAUUUCUUAUAAUGUAAAUGUUUUAUAUAUAUUAU